Molecule: messenger RNA, 580 nt
Organism: Schistocerca cancellata (South American locust)
Lineage: Eukaryota; Metazoa; Arthropoda; Insecta; Orthoptera; Acrididae
Product: malate dehydrogenase, cytoplasmic-like
Exons: 4
Coding region: 95-580 (161 amino acids)
Biological process (GO): tricarboxylic acid cycle; oxaloacetate metabolic process; malate metabolic process
Cellular component (GO): cytosol; mitochondrion
Molecular function (GO): L-malate dehydrogenase (NAD+) activity
Source: RefSeq, a predicted model, not a curated record
CAUAGAUUUGGUGGCAACCGAUGACCCUGAAACUGCCUUUCAAGACGCGGAUGUGGCCAUUUUGCUGACAGCAGAAGCUGCUUCCACGCACGGCAUGACUCAACUUGAGCUACAGAGGAAUGUCAAGGUGUUUAGAAACCACGGCAUGGCCCUGGAGGAGUUCUCGCGGAAGACGGCGCUGGUGGUGGUGGCGGGGGCGGGUCCCGCGGCCGCCUACAGUGGUGUCAUGGCCGCCGUCUGCGCCCGCAGCGCCCCCUCUCUGCCGGAGGCCAACUUCAGUGGCGUGUCGCGCCUCCUGCAGGACUGGGCCGAAGCUAAGGUUGGAGCACAUCUCCGACUAGACGCAUCAUGUGUGGAUGGUGCUAUCAUAUGGGGUAACUCAUGGGGUGUGCACUUCUUGCCUGACCUCUAUCAUGCUACUGUGACUUUGCCUGAAACACUGGCCAGACUGAGAGAAAGAAAGCAGCCAGCACGCAAAGUAGUUGCGGAUGAUGUGUGGCUGAAAAAGGACCUCCAUCAAUAUGAAACUUUGAGAUUUAUAUCUGUUGCAUCUCGAAGAUCUUAUAAUGAAGUAUCUUGA